This is a messenger RNA of Parnassius mnemosyne (clouded apollo), 1023 nucleotides long. The record is from the annotation of a GenBank genome assembly. NCBI's taxonomy places the organism in Eukaryota, Metazoa, Arthropoda, Insecta, Lepidoptera, Papilionidae.
AUGGAGGGCUUCUUGCACCAUAUGGCACCGCAGUUCCUGCAUCCUGCGCUGCAGAGCUUCGGCUGCGGCGCAUUCAGGCCAAUUGGCGGCGCUUUUCAUCCUUUAUAUCCAGGAAAAGCCUUUGCCAGGCACCUCGGCGAGCAAUACGCACUUGGACAAACUGUCGGACAAGCGCUUAGAAGUGUACGAGAUGACACCGCUACUCCUCCAUUGUAUCGCCACGGGUACAUCGCGCGUGAUGACACCAGCUCCCCCGGGUCUGCUGCCUCCGCCUCGCCGCGUCCUUGCAAAGAUGAUGAGCCGCCCACCACUACACCCUGUUCCGAUUCCCAUGACUUCUUCUCCCCUGACGGAGAACGUAAGACGUCAUGUGGUGUAUGCGGUGCGCGACUUGGUCCAGGCGUAGCGCAGGCCCAUUUCCUUCAAGAAUUACAGCACCUAUACAGUCUUAGCGCACUGCCCCGGGAUACAGGUGCGCCAUCAACCCAUUCACUUCAUCAUCAAGAUGAGGAUGCACGGUGGGAAACAUAUCAACGCAUCCGCGCAAAUCGGCAACGGCGUCUGAAGCUGCGCACUCGCAAGCGGCACCACACAGUGGAGAGCAUGCUCGGUUACGAGCUGGAUGAUGACCGACGAGAUGAGAGACAACGCGAGCCACGUUAUGACGCCGAAGAUGAACCGGUGGAUGUAGAAGGCGACUCGCUCGGCUGGCCUGAGGCAGCCAUCAGCAUCGAUGAUAAAGAUCAGAGGGGCGAUGGAGAUAAACUACAGCUAAGCUAUGCCGAAGAUUUGGAGAUAUCGAGCACGAACGACACCAUGCAGUCACCUGAACGCGUGAGGAUUGAAACACCAAAGCCGCUGCCUCUGGAGUGCAACAAGACAGAGACAGCGGAGCGUCCAGCCGAAGUUUCUACAUCGGAGUGGACGCCGGCCGACUGGUCUGCUUUGCCCGACGCUUAUCUUCACGCUCGACACAAGCCUGAAGGCGAAAACCUGCCAUCCUCCACCGACACGCGCAAUUAA